Vicia faba (fava bean) is the source of this 1203-nucleotide messenger RNA. The record is from the annotation of a GenBank genome assembly. NCBI's taxonomy places the organism in Eukaryota, Viridiplantae, Streptophyta, Magnoliopsida, Fabales, Fabaceae.
AUGGCGUUACAAAUGGCACCUAGCUCCUCCAAGGUUCUCAUCCUCGUUGGAGCUGGUUUGGCUAGCUCGGUGGUUUUGAACGGUGGACCAUUGUCUGCUGUUAUUGCACAGCUUCAGGAAGUGCUCAAGGGAGUUGAUGAUCAGGUUAAGAUUUCAACUGCUGGAUAUGACACCGCCGUUAUUGCUGCUCAGGUUCGGCAACUAGCUCAAGAAAUUAGGGAGUUGACCUUGUCUAGGCCUAUGACUAUCUAUAAUGAAAGUUCUUCUAGAGGGGGUCUUGCUUCUUACUUACUACCUGCUGCUGCCAUAGGAGCUGUGGGAUAUUGUUACAUGCGGUGGAAGGAUUUGUCAUUUUCUGAUGUAAUGUUUGCGACAAAGAAGAAUAUGGCUAAUGCUGUUGCAAGUGUGUCAAAGCAACUGGAGAAUGUACAUGAAACAUUGGCAUCAACAAAAAGACAUCUAACAAAAAGGUUGGAAGGUCUUGACUUGAAGGUGGAAGAGCAGAAUGAGUUAGGCAAACAUAUAUCAAAUGAUGAAAUGGGAGGUAAAGAAUGUAACGUGGCCGAGGGUGGGAGGCUAGCGAAUUGUGUGACUCAUGUUAUAAGAGUUGAAACAGAGAGGGGGAGGAUCGUUGAGGAUUUUUGGUUAGAAACCAUUUUGUUUGGCUUGGAGAGAGAGUCAUCUCUUCUCCGAGAGGAGCAUAGCUCUGGACACAAGCACAUGGGGGCAUAUACCAGCUCCAAUGGUCAUGGAAUUUCAUGGUUCUGUGGACCAGGCUGUCUGGAAUCCAUUGAUGUGGUGAAUGCAGUGAAGUCAGACCUUUCUCAGAUUGGGUGUGAUGUUGAGUUUAUACAUCAAAUGAUGUCCGGGCUGGAAGAGAAGCUCAAGCUUGUCGAAGGCAAUCAGGAUGUUACCAACUCAGGUAUCUUGUAUUUGUGCAAACUUGCUGACGAUCUCAACAAUGAGCCAAAUGGUAGAGUUUACAAGGGACUUGCAGAACUUACAAUGACACUUGAGGAGAAAACCCCUAAGGGGCUUCAAUUCAUCGCUGAAACACCAGACACCAUUGAGAACUCAGCCAUAAUAACAAAGAAAGUUGGUCUCAACUUUUCAGACGAGAAACUAUCUGUUUCUAAAUCAAGAGUACACCGGGCAUAUCCUGUUGGCAUUUCUGUGAGCAAGGGCAUUUCUGAUUUGGUUUGA